AUGGUUUGUUGUAAAAAACAAAAUAAACUAAAUGAUAAUUAUCUUAAUCAAAUUCAUUCACAUAUUGAUUUAAAACAAUUAGAAUUAUUAGAACGUCAAUUUAUAUUAGAUUGUAUUGCUGUUAGAAAAAUUUGUGAUGAUUAUUGUAAAGCAAAUCCAAAACAUGGAUCUAUUAUACCACCAUAUAAUGGACAAUUAGAUCCAUAUGCUAAAUCAUAUUUUGAAUCAUUAAAUAUACAAAAAUUAUUAGAAAAAACUGGUCAGACACCACCUGGAACAUCAAUUGAAGGUGAAAUAGCUGAUAGAUUUAUUAUAAACGGUGCACCAACGGAUUAUAUUCGACGACGUAAUAAAAAUGGUUGUGGACAUUCAAAAGAAAUAUGGGGUGGACAUUGAAAUGAAGUAGUAACCUAACCAUGAAUAGAAAAUGAAGUGAACCAAAACUUCAUAUUUCAUUCCUAUUACAACUAAUAGUAUUAUUACUCAAUUUUAUGUGGCAUAUGACUUUAUACUAUAGCAUUGUAAUGAUGAAUAUAUUAGCUAAUUAAUAGUAAACACAUUUAUUUCUAUGAGAAUAGAUAUCUAUGGAUGAAUAAAAUGUAUGCA
Molecule: messenger RNA, 606 nt
Organism: Schistosoma guineensis
Lineage: Eukaryota; Metazoa; Platyhelminthes; Trematoda; Strigeidida; Schistosomatidae
Source: the annotation of a GenBank genome assembly